ACGUACACAGCAGAUUACAGAUCUGUAUAUUAUGGUCAUUUGCUAAUUAAAACUUGUCUGCAUGACUAUACAUUGUGGCUGAUGGGUAACGUCCCAACUGCAGUCAAGCAUUGUCUCAGUUACCAACACCUUCUAAAAGAUCAAAUCUGGCUUGGAGAUGUGACAACGUCUGAACAGGAGCCAAGUGCACGUGGUCUUCCAAACUAUGUGAAAGUAGUAGAAGUUGGACCAAGAGAUGGUUUACAAAAUGAAAAGGCAUUUGUACCCACUGACAUUAAAAUUGAGUUAAUCAACCGCCUCUCAGAAGCAGGUUUACCGGUCAUAGAAGUCACCAGUUUUGUGUCUUCCAAAUGGGUGCCACAGAUGUCAGAUCACACAGAAGUAAUGCAAGGCAUAAAGAUGUUCAGCGGCGUACGCUACCCUGUUCUUACUCCAAAUAUCCAAGGGUUUCAAUCUGCAAUUGUGGCAGGAGCUAAAGAAGUUUCUGUAUUUGGAGCAGCAUCAGAGUCAUUUAGUGAGAAGAACAUUAAUUGUUCUAUUGAGGAAAGCAUGGAAAGAUUUGAGGAAGUCAUAAAGUCUGCUCAGAGUGUAAAUGUCCCAGUGCGCGGGUAUGUAUCUUGUGUAGUUGGUUGCCCAUAUGAAGGAAACAUUGAAGCUCAUAAAGUAGCCGAGGUAUCUAAAAGACUGUAUAGUAUGGGUUGCUACGAGAUCUCACUUGGGGACACUAUUGGAGUUGGGACACCAGGCAGCAUCAGAAAAAUGCUGGAAGCCGUUAUGAAAGAGAUUCCAGUGCAUGCCCUGGCUGUUCAUUGCCAUGAUACUUAUGGACAAGCUCUGGCAAAUAUUCUUACAGCCAUGCAGAUGGGUGUGAGUGUUGUGGACUGUGCAGUUGCUGGACUUGGAGGAUGCCCUUAUGCAAAUGGUGCAACAGGAAAUGUUCCAACAGAAGAAGUAUUAUACAUGCUGAACGGCCUUGGUAUUCAUACGGGGGUUGACCUUUACAAAGUGAUGGAAGCUGGUCAUUUUAUUUGCUCUGAAUUAAAUAAGAAGACAAAUUCUAAAGUUUCAUUAGCAACAUAUUCACUGUGAAUAUUAGUGUACCUGCU
Molecule: messenger RNA, 1106 nt
Organism: Bufo bufo (common toad)
Lineage: Eukaryota; Metazoa; Chordata; Amphibia; Anura; Bufonidae
Gene: HMGCLL1
Product: 3-hydroxymethyl-3-methylglutaryl-CoA lyase like 1
Exons: 10
Coding region: 82-1089 (335 amino acids)
Biological process (GO): L-leucine catabolic process; ketone body biosynthetic process
Cellular component (GO): endoplasmic reticulum; cytosol
Molecular function (GO): hydroxymethylglutaryl-CoA lyase activity
Source: RefSeq, a predicted model, not a curated record